This is a messenger RNA of Kwoniella shivajii, 438 nucleotides long. RefSeq lists its product as uncharacterized. Bases 1 to 438 code for a protein of 145 amino acids. Gene Ontology annotation, molecular function: protein tyrosine phosphatase activity. The transcript is spliced from 2 exons. The record is from RefSeq and is a predicted model, not a curated record. Gene Ontology annotation, biological process: protein dephosphorylation. NCBI's taxonomy places the organism in Eukaryota, Fungi, Basidiomycota, Tremellomycetes, Tremellales, Cryptococcaceae.
AUGGACCACCUGCCGCUCAAGAUGGCUAAACAAGAACGCCGUGAUUCGAUAUCAUCAAAUGUCUCCGAGCUUCUUUUGGGUCAGGAAGACGUCGUCAGAGUACAUCAUUAUCACUUUGACGCAUGGCCCGAUCACGGUGUUCCCGAGGGCAAAGGUGUAGAAGCUUUGAGCAAGCUGGUAGAAGAGGUGGAACAAAGGAAGGAAAGCUUGGAUUGCGAACUGAUAGUCAGCUCGGCUGGAGUUGGACGAACAGGAACUUUUAUCGCUCUUUCAUCCCUUCGUACUCCAGGACAACCUUCUCAACCAUCUGCCCUACAAGCUCUCCCUCAAAUCUUACAAGAAGAUCCUGUGGCAAAGACUGUGGACAUGAUCAGAGAGUGUAGAGGGAUGCUGGUGCAGAACCCUGAUCAGCUGAGGUUGAUAUACGAGAUGCAUUAA